AUAUUUUUCCUAACCCAAAUUCACCUUUACAAGAUUCACAGCCUACAUUCUUUCCCUCAUUUUUCUUCUUUAAAAUAAGAAAAAACACAACCUAAAAAAACAAAAAUAAAACACAGAAUGACACUUUCACUUUUGUGUGUAUCAUCAGCAGUUUUCAUAUGACAGUGAACACAUGACUAAAGCCUUCACAAAUACAACAACAACAACAACACUAGCUAGCUUAAAAAAAGCUAAAGGCAAAAUCACCAUAAUCCUCCUCGAUCACUAAUCGUUUGUCUGUUCAGUUGUAGAGCCAUAGCUUCAACAUUUAGCUAAUAAUAUAUCAUAUUUUCCAUUUCUCGUACACCCUUAAAUCAAAUGCGUGAGAGAGUAACACACACACACACAGAGAAAGAAAGAAAGAAGAGAAGAAAAGAAGUAUAGUUUGAGCUCUAGCUUAAUAUAGCUUUUUAUUUUUUUUUGGCAUUCCAAGGAGUUGGGAAAGGAAACAGAGAAGACCCAUUUGAGAAUAUUUACAGAUCUCUUACUGAGCUGCAUGCAUGUCUCUUAAUAAAGACUUACCACAUCACAUAGUGCAACUGAGAGAGCUUGAUACUCUGAAAUUUGAAGAUUUUGUAAUGAGUAAUGACUAAUGAGGCCCUUUUAGUGAAAAUCACCUCUGAGUGAUGUACUUGUGAUGAUACAUUGUAAUCCAAGAUGGAAAGGAUACCUGAAGUUAGACAACAACCAAGGCAGUUCCCUAUAGAGGCUAAGGUGACACAUAAUUUCUCAACUUCCAAGAAGGAGGUCGAUAUUAAAUGCAACGUGCAGGGUUUUCGAGAUUUCAGCUUGGCUGUUCCAGUACAAACAUGGAAAGGAAAGACCUCGUAUCAGGAGGAAGCGGAACUCAUGGUCGAUGCUGGUACAAUCAAGCGUAGCGAUGAUUCACUUGAAGAUAGUGGCUCUACUUCAUUUCAUGGGGCGAGUCAUCCUCCAGAACCUGUUGAUACAGACCUAAUGAGACCAGUGUAUGUACCGAUUGGUCAGAACAAAGCAGAUGGGAAAUGCCUUGUGAAAAACAUGUCUUUGAAGGGUCCUUUCUUAGACGAUCUUUCAAUCCGGGUUCCUAAUGUGAAACCAAGCCCGUCUCUUCUUUCACCUGCAGAGAGCUUGGUUGAGGAGCCAAAUGAUCUAGGUGUAAUCUCCUCUCCAUUUACAGUUCCUCGUCCUUCUCAAAACACAGAAACAAGUCUGCCUCCUGAUUCCGAAGAGAAGGAAUGUAUUUGGGAUGCAUCGCUGCCUCCAAGUCCACUUAGUAGCAUUGAUAGUACUAGUGUUGUGAGAGAUAUGAGUAUUGUCAACAGUUGCACAAGCACGUAUAGGAGUGAUGGGCUCAUGAGCGAUGGCAUGCUUAGUGUGGACAGAAACUAUGAGAGCACAAAAGGGAGCAUUCGAGGGGAUUCACUCGAAAGUGGUAAAACUAGCCUUAGCAGAGCAAGUGACAGUAGUGGACUUAGUGAUGAUAGUAAUUGGAGUAACAUGACUGGCAGUGCCAAUAAGCCUCACAAAGGAAAUGAUCCUAGAUGGAAGGCUAUUCUCGCGAUUCGGGCCCGUGAUGGUAUAUUAGGCAUGAGCCACUUUAGGUUACUCAAAAGACUUGGUUGUGGAGACAUUGGAAGUGUUUAUCUUUCUGAGCUUAGCGGGACUCGCUGCUAUUUUGCAAUGAAAGUGAUGGAUAAGGCAUCGCUUGCAAGCAGGAAGAAAUUGACCCGUGCUCAGACAGAAAGAGAAAUCCUGCAGUUAUUGGACCAUCCAUUCUUGCCAACAUUGUACACUCAUUUUGAGACCGACCGCUUCUCAUGUUUGGUCAUGGAAUAUUGUCCUGGAGGAGAUCUGCAUACUCUACGACAGCGACAACCUGGGAAGCAUUUUUCAGAAUAUGCUGCAAGGUUUUAUGCAGCAGAAGUUCUAUUGGCACUUGAAUAUUUACACAUGCUUGGUGUAGUGUACAGGGACUUAAAACCUGAAAAUGUUCUUGUGCGUGACGAUGGCCACAUUAUGCUUUCAGAUUUUGACUUAUCCCUGAGAUGUGCAGUUUCACCCACGCUCAUAAGGACCUCAUCUGAUGAUCCUUCUAAACGAGGAGCUGCAUUCUGUGUGCAGCCAGCCUGUAUUGAGCCCACAACUGUAUGCAUGCAACCAGCAUGCUUCCUUCCCCGUUUAUUUCCUCAAAAGAGCAAGAAAAAAUCACCUAAGCCUCGAUCUGAUUCUGGGUUUCCAGGUAAUACAAUGCCUGAGCUAGUUGCGGAACCUACUUCAGCUCGGUCAAUGUCAUUUGUUGGGACUCAUGAAUAUUUGGCUCCCGAGAUUAUCAAGGGAGAAGGCCAUGGCAGUGCGGUUGAUUGGUGGACAUUUGGUAUUUUCCUGCAUGAACUACUAUAUGGAAAGACCCCCUUCAAGGGAUCAGGAAACAGGGCAACUCUUUUCAAUGUAGUCGGCCAACAGCUUAGAUUUCCAGAUUCCCCUCCAACCAGUUAUGCCAGCCGCGAUCUGAUACGCGGCUUGCUUGUUAAAGAGCCUCAAAACCGGCUUGGGGUGAAACGAGGAGCUACUGAGAUCAAGCAGCAUCCUUUCUUUGAAGGUGUUAAUUGGGCUCUGAUACGUUGCAGUACACCACCCGAAGUGCCAAGACCCAUGGAGCCGGAGUCCCCUGCGAAGUAUGGGCAAGUGAAUCCUGUUGGGGUUGGCAAUACCAGUAAAAGAAUGGUAGGGACAGAUGCAAAGUCUGGGGGUAAAUAUCUUGACUUUGAGUUCUUUUAGUUUUAGGAUAUAGGAUUCUUGUCUAGAAUUGUAUCAGUGCCAUUAGUUGAUCCUUCAGCACUGCUUUCUUCUAGUUAUUUGUUCAACUGAACUGCAAUACAGAAGAUCUUGGUCUUCACUAAACUUGUAGUUGUGAAAAAUCACUGGCCAAAUCGGGUUCUCUCAAAGUUUUUCACAAUGAAGUGUGAGAAGCUGAAAUGAUUCGAGUAGCUUGCACUA
Messenger RNA from Lycium barbarum (goji berry), 3018 nucleotides. Its product is annotated as serine/threonine-protein kinase D6PK. Lineage: Eukaryota; Viridiplantae; Streptophyta; Magnoliopsida; Solanales; Solanaceae. Bases 697 to 2799 code for a protein of 700 amino acids. Gene Ontology annotation, molecular function: protein serine/threonine kinase activity; ATP binding. Gene Ontology annotation, cellular component: nucleus; plasma membrane; cytoplasm. The record is from RefSeq and is a predicted model, not a curated record. The transcript has 4 exons. Gene Ontology annotation, biological process: protein phosphorylation.